AUGGCAUCCACCUGCGCCGGGCCCAACCGCGGCCCCACCACCUCCUACAACACCCCGCUCCACGUCGCAGCCCUCUUCAUCAUCCUCCUCGUCUCCACCCUCGCCUGCGCCUUCCCGCUCCUCACCCUCGCCCUGAACAACCGCAAGGCCGCGCGGUCUUCCUCCACUACUACUACCGCUACUGCUCGCCCCCCCAAUCGCCGCCGGCGCCUGACCUCCUUCCUCUUCUGCGCCCGCCACUUCGGCACGGGCGUGCUGCUCGCGACGGCCUUCGUGCACCUGCUGCCGACGGCCUUCACGUCGCUCGGCGACCCCUGCCUGUCCAACUUCUGGACCGAGGACUACCAGGCCAUGCCCGGCGCGAUAUGCUUGCUGGCGAUUUUCUUCAUUGCGACGGUCGAGAUGGUGUUUUCGCCUGGCGGCCACAUGCAUGGGCACAAGGAGGAAGGGGGGCAGGUUUUGGGUGGGGGGUUGGAGAGGAUGGGGAGUCGGGGGAGUAGCGUGGUUGGCGAUGGGGAGGAGGAGGUGGAAGAGGAAGUGAGAGGGCAGAGGGGGUCGGCGGAGGGAGCGGGAGGGGAGGGACUGCAUUUGCGCCAUUUGGGGCCGUGGAAUGGAAGGUCGAACAGUGUCGGUCGCAGGCUGACGGAUAUGGGCGAGAGGCGGGAUCAAGACGCAGCAACGGAGACGCGGAGGAUGGCGGAAGAAGAGAUGCGGGAGAGCCAGCACGAGCCGCUGAAAGGCGUCGUGCCGUUGACGCCAGAGCAGGAGCAUAAGAAGGCAUUGCUGCAGUGCAUGCUGCUUGAGAUGGGGAUUUUGUUUCACAGCAUCUUCAUUGGUAUGGCGUUGAGCGUGUCGAUUGGGAAGGAGUUUAUCAUCCUUCUGAUUGCCAUCGCAUUUCACCAAACAUUUGAGGGCCUCGCGUUAGGGUCUAGGAUUGCGGCGUUGAAAUGGAAGCCGAACGCCAUCCAGCCUUGGAUGAUGUCUUUGGCUUAUGGUUGCACAACACCGGUCGGGCAAGCCAUUGGCCUGGGACUUCACACACUUUACAGCCCCGACUCGGAGGUCGGUCUCCUAGUUGUUGGAAUCAUGAAUGCAAUCUCUGCUGGUCUGUUGGUAUAUGCAUCGCUCGUGGAGCUGAUGGCCGAGGAUUUUCUUAGUGAUGAGAGCUGGCGCGUUCUGCGGGGCAAGCGCAGGGUUUAUGCAUGCUUACUCGUGUUUUUGGGCGCUAUUGGGAUGAGUUUGGUGGGGGCGUGGGCAUAA
Lasiodiplodia theobromae is the source of this 1260-nucleotide messenger RNA. Its product is annotated as Zinc/iron permease. Lineage: Eukaryota; Fungi; Ascomycota; Dothideomycetes; Botryosphaeriales; Botryosphaeriaceae. Bases 1 to 1260 code for a protein of 419 amino acids. Gene Ontology annotation, biological process: zinc ion transmembrane transport. Gene Ontology annotation, molecular function: zinc ion transmembrane transporter activity. The record is from RefSeq and is a predicted model, not a curated record. Gene Ontology annotation, cellular component: plasma membrane. The transcript is spliced from 3 exons.